Ilex paraguariensis (yerba mate) is the source of this 2072-nucleotide messenger RNA. Lineage: Eukaryota; Viridiplantae; Streptophyta; Magnoliopsida; Aquifoliales; Aquifoliaceae. The record is from the annotation of a GenBank genome assembly.
GCGAACACUCUCGAACUCUACCCAAAACUCCAAGCCCACCUCUUACUCUCCCUCCUUUUCUAUCUAUUCUAGGGUUUCUAUAUCAUUUACCCGCACACGCACACUUUUUCUCUCACGAACCCACUCUCUAAGACUCUGAACUAAGCGAUCUGAUCAACAAUGGCUGCCCCAGCGGUCGUCCAAGCCCCACGCUCAGGCCCUUCGAAGACCGAGACCUUCACGGACAACAAGCGGAAAGACGACGUCCGAAUGGCGAACAUAGCGGCGGCGCAAUCGGUUGCCAGUGCUGUCCGGACGAGCUUAGGUCCUAAGGGUAUGGACAAGAUGAUCUGCACGGCUUCUGGCGAGGUCAUAAUCACCAAUGACGGCGCAACCAUUUUGAAUAAGAUGGAAGUCCUCCAACCCGCCGCUAAAUUCCUCGUUGAGCUCUCCAAGUCCCAGGACGUUGUAGCCGGUGACGGCACUACCACCGUCGUCGUUAUCGCUGGCGCAUUGCUCAAACAAUGCCUCUCUCUUCUAAGUUCAGGUAUUCACCCGACCAUUGUCUCGGAAGCUCUUCACAAGGCUUCUAUAAAGGCAGUUGAAGUAUUAACAGCAAUGGCUAUACCACUAGAAUUGUCAGACUCUGAAUCGCUAAUCAAAGCUGCUACCACCUCUUUAAAUAGUAAAGUGGUUUCACAGUAUUCUUUGCUUUUGGCUCCACUAGCUGUUGAUGCUGUACUCUCAGCUGUAGACCCCGCAAAAUCAGACAUGGUUGAUCUGAGGGAUAUUAAGAUUGUGAAGAAACUGGGAGGGACUGUCGAUGAUACUGAGCUAGUUAAGGGUUUGGUUUUUGAUAAGAAAGUGAGUCAUUCCUCAGGUGGACUGACCCGGGUUGAAAAUGCUAAGAUUGCAGUGAUUCAGUUUCAGAUUUCCCCACCAAAGACCGAUAUUGAGCAAUCAAUUGUGGUUUCAGACUAUACACAGAUGGAUAGGAUAUUGAAGGAAGAGAGGAAUUAUAUUCUGGGGAUGAUUAAGAAGAUUAAAGCAACGGGAUGUAAUGUGUUGUUGAUUCAGAAGAGCAUUUUGAGGGACGCAGUGACAGCCUUAUCAUUGCAUUAUCUGGCAAAGGCGAAGAUUUUGGUGAUUAAGGAUGUAGAGAGAGAUGAGAUUGAAUUUAUCACAAAGACAUUGAAUUGUUUGCCUAUUGCAAAUAUUGAGCAUUUUAGAGCUGAAAAGUUGGGGUACGCAGAUUUGGUUGAGGAGGUUUCGUUGGGGGAUGGUGGGAAGAUUGUGAAGAUUACCGGGAUUAAGGAUAUGGGAAGGACCACAACAGUGCUGGUUCGUGGGUCAAAUCAGUUGGUCAUUGAUGAGGCUGAACGUAGCUUGCAUGAUGCAUUGUGCGUGGUGAGGUGUUUGGUAAAUAAGAGGUUCUUGAUUGCAGGUGGUGGGGCACCUGAGAUUGAGCUUUCAAGGCAAUUGGGUACAUGGGCCAAGGUUUUGCAAGGGAUGGAGAGCUACUGUGUCAGGUCAUUUGCGGAGGCACUUGAGGUUAUUCCGUAUACGUUGGCUGAGAAUGCAGGGUUAAACCCAAUUGCUAUUGUGACUGAGUUGAGGAAUAGGCACGCACAAGGUGAGAUACAUGCUGGGAUCAAUGUGAGGAAGGGGCAAAUCACUAAUAUCUUGGAGGAGAAUGUGGUGCAGCCACUGCUGGUGAGCACAAGCGCUAUCUCUCUAGCGACAGAGUGUGUGCGGAUGAUUUUGAAGAUUGAUGAUAUUGUUACAGUGAGGUAGAUUUGUCAGAACACGAUAAUGGUGGGGCAUGAGAAAAUUGUUUUUCAUAUUAUCUUUUUAUUUGUGUGCUUCUGGAAUUAGUGAUCUCUCAGGUUUUUUGGUUAUAUGUAAUGACUUUUUUCUUUGCUGCUUUUGUUAAACUCAAGUUAACUGUGAUUUGGUUAAUCUAUGGUUUUUAUUUGAAUCUUUAUUGGCUCUUUUGGGUUCAUGUUCUACUAGUGAUAAUCUCUUUGUAUUUGGUCAUAUUAAGUGCCAUACCAAAUGACAAUCUUAAAUAGAAGUAACAAUUAUUUGACCUU